CCAACUCAUGCKCUUGAUCUUSUUGCACGUUGAAUCAAACACGGAGUAGCUUUUUCUCUCCCUGCUGAAUUUGUAAGGAAAGGAAAAGGAAGAAGAAAGUCUUGCCGUUGUUGUUCUUUGUGUCAAGGAAUGUGAAACGUGUGACAUAUUGGAUUUGUUGGUAAGGUCUUUACUGAUUUAAUUUUCACUAGGUGAGCAGGAUUGAUAAUUCAAAAMAUUUCCUGCCCUCUGAGGGGUCGUACAAUGGAACAACCUUCAAAAAACCCUCAUCACCUAAAAAAGCUGAAAAAACGGCGCUCCAGUUUGUUUGCCAGCGUGAAGCUGAACACCAGUUUAUCCAAGAGCAUUGAAGAACCAGACGCUACCUUCCCCUUUGCACAGGAGAGCUCUGUGAAAGCAUGGACGUCCAUGGACAACCUGGACAACCCUGCUACUCAGACAGUGAUCCCGAAGGAGAACGGGCCCGAGAAGAAAAGGGAGGAGAAAGAAAAACGUGUCGCCAGACAAUCCAACAUAGUCACCAUCAAUGUCGGUGGGAGAGUCUUUCACAUACCUAUCCAUCUGGUUCUCCGCUACCCCAAAACCAGGAUUGGCUCUCUGGCCCUCUGUACCGAUCCUGUGAAGAGGAUGACACUCUGCGACGACUACUCCGUCCGCAAAAAUGAGUUCUUCUUUGACCGGGACCCCACUUUCUUCCACUACAUCUUCCACUUUUACUGCAGCAACGUCAUGUGGGUGAUGGAGAGUCUGUGUCCCCUCAAUUUCGAGGAGGAGAUGAACUUCUGGGGUCUCCGCAUGAGGGACACUCCGAGGUGUUGCCGCAUGCUGUUUGAGGAGAAGGUGGAUGAGAUCAAAGAUGGCCUGAAGGUCAACCAGGAGCUGAUCGACGAAAUCAAGCCGGCCCACAGGGAUGAGGAGGCCAUGUUCAAGACCAUGUUCCUGGGAGGUUUCCGCAAGGCCCUCUGGGACCUGAUGGAGAACCCCUACUCCUCUUUAGCGGCCAAGGGCUUCGCCGUGUUCUCCAGCCUCUUCGUCCUCAUCUCCAUCGUGGCCAUGACACUCAACACGGUGAAGGAGCUGAGGAAGUACACUAUCUACGGCAAGACCUACAUGGAGUGUGUGGARAUCGUCUCCAUCGUCUUCUUCACCUUUGAGUACUUCCUGCGGCUACUCACCACCUGCGACAUCAAACACUUUGUGAAAAGCGGCCUCAACUUUGUGGACCUGUUGGCCGUCAUGCCCUACUUCAUCCAGAUCAUCUUUGAGAUUUUCACAGAUGUUGAUGAUGCUGGUGCCCAGGAGGACCUGAAGACCAUGGCCAGGGUCAGCAAAGUCAGCAAGGUGCUCAAGGUGGUCAAGCUCAUGCGCAUCUUUCGCAUCCUCAAGCUGGCAAAGCAUUCCACGGGAAUGCGGGCGUUUGGCUUCACCAUCCGGCAGUGCAGAGAGCAGGUGUGCUGCUUAUUCCUGUUCAUUAUCAUGGGCAUCUUCACCUUCUCGGCCCUCAUGCACUCUGUGGAGCUGGACCAGCCAGGCACCCCUUUCAGCAGCAUCCCUGAUGCCUGGUGGUGGGCCGCAGUGAGCAUCUCCACUGUGGGCUAUGGUGACGUGGUGCCCAUCUCCUAUCUGGGUCGCUGCGUGGCAUUUGGCUGCAUCUCCUUUGGCAUUAUCCUCAACGGCAUGCCCAUCUCAAUCCUCUUCAACAAGUUCUCCGACUACUACGCCAAGCUCAAGGCCCAGGAAUACACCCAGACUAUAGGCCCGGGUGUACGCACCUUCCAGCUCAAGAAACGUCUGCGGCGCAAGUUCGAUGGCUGCUUCGAACCACAGCCUUCGGACGACUCUGAUGACGAUUAUGACACCGCAUACAAUCCAAACAGGAGUCAGAGCCGUGCGGGCGCCGAGUGAGACCCURAUGGCAACGCCCCUUAAAUGCCUUUCUCGCCUUCACGCUGGAGACUAACGCCCCCAUCUGCCUCUGACUAUAUUCUAAGCCGGGAUGUAGGAAAGUAAACA
Messenger RNA from Salvelinus sp. IW2-2015, 2013 nucleotides. RefSeq names its product potassium voltage-gated channel subfamily V member 2. The record is from RefSeq and is a predicted model, not a curated record. Gene Ontology annotation, molecular function: delayed rectifier potassium channel activity. Gene Ontology annotation, cellular component: membrane; voltage-gated potassium channel complex. NCBI's taxonomy places the organism in Eukaryota, Metazoa, Chordata, Actinopteri, Salmoniformes, Salmonidae. Gene Ontology annotation, biological process: protein homooligomerization; potassium ion transmembrane transport.